AUGGAAGUCCACGCCUGCCGUAUUGAUACCGGAAACACAAUUCUCCGUGACGAGUUGAACAAGUUUUGGCAAAUUGAGUCGAUCGGUGACGGAGAAAACGAAAACGUAUUAUCUUCCUUUAAACAAACUCUUGAAUUCAACGGUGAACGCUACGUGACCGAAUUACCAUUUCGUCCUGAUCAUGAUAAACUUUCCGAUAAUUUUGCAGUUUCGAAACAACGCUUAGAUUCUCUUGUUAACAAACGAUUACGAAAUGAACCUGAUUUAGCUGUGCAAUACAACGACGUUUUUGAAGACUACGAAUCGAAACAGAUUAUAGAAAAAGUUCCAGAAAGUGAGAUAGCUUGCGAAAAUGCUUACUACCUUCCGCAUCAUCCGGUUGUACGCCAAGAUAAAAGUACAACGAAAGUUCGUCCUGUUUUUGAUGGAUCUUGUGCCGUUCACAAACCAUCCCUCAAUGACAUUUUGUACUCUGGUCCUAAUUUACUUGCUAAGGUGUUUGACAUUCUGCUGAGAUUCCGUACGAACUACGUCGCUUUAGUUGCUGAUAUUCAACAAGCCUUCUUGAAUAUUGAAAUCGCUGAGAAAGACCGUAAUUAUCUUCGUUUUUUGUGGAAAGAAAACCCUACAGAGAACGAUUCAAAGCUCAUUAUCUAUCGAUUUCUGCAUGUCGUGUUUGGGUUAACGUGCAGUCCGUUUUUACUCAAUGGGACAAUCCAACACCACUUGGAGACUUACGAAAUUAUCUGCCCCGAAAUUACUGAUGUUUUGAAGGAUGACUUGUACGUCGAUGACCUAACAACCGGUACCGAUACCGUAACUAAAGGCAAGAAACUUUACGAAAUUAGUAAACAAAUCAUGAAAGAAGGAGGGUUCAAUUUGCGAAAAUGGGCUACUAAUAACAAUGAAUUACAAACUUUUAUAGAUAAAAUUGAGAAAGUGAAUUCUGAACCGAAUAGCGACAAAACUGUUAACCCCAAAGUAUUAGGGGUCGAGUGGGACAUCGACAGAGAUAUUCUAGUGUACCGAUUUGACGAGUUAUUGAAACGAGCGAAAGAACUGUUUCCAACAAAAAGAAACAUUUUACGUAUAUCUGCUUCAUUUUAUGACCCGUUGGGCCUGAUCGCACCAAUCACCACCAAAGUAAAGGUUCUUUUCCAGAAAUGUUGUCAACACAAGUCCGACUGGGAUGAUCCACUGCAAGGGGAACUGCUUAAACAAUGGAGAGAUAUAUUGAACGAUUUUGCGAAUUUACAAACUUUUGAGAUACCACGUUAUUUAUUCUGUGAACCGCGUCAUGAAAUUCAAUCAAUUAAACUGCAUGGAUUUUGUGAUAGCUCGACGAUUGCCUACGCUGCUGUGAUUUAUGCAAAAAUACGAACUAACCUCGGCGUAAGUGUUUCGCUAGUGACUGCUAAAACGAAAGUUGCGCCCCUAAAGCCGCAUUCUGUUCCACGUUUAGAAUUGCUAGGAUGUGCUCUCUUAGCAAAGUUGAUGAGCCAUGUGCUUAAUGCGAUCAAUGGUAGAUUGAAAGUUGAUCGUUUUUUCGGUUGGUCAGAUUCGGAAGUUGCCCUUUGUUGGCUAAAAGGCAAAUUGAAGCAGUGGAAGCCAUGGGUAGAAAACAGAGCUGUUUAUGUUCGAUCAGUCAUUCCAUCGGAAUCAUGGUUUCACGUUUCCACCAUUCAUAACCCCAGUGAUAUACCUACCAGACCAGACAAAAUUGGUGACUUCAAUUCAAAUUUGUGGUUAAACGGUCCUGAAUUUCUGUCUGAUUCCAGCUUUGUUCCACCUGAGUUUUAUGUCAACAAACAUUCAUUUGAUGUUUUGUCAGAAGAGAAGAAAGGUCAUGUCACUACUAACAUUAGUCAUUCCACUCAUCAUUGUCAUUCGCAGUUACAUGAUAUUAUAGACGAGACUAAGUUUAGCUCACUGAAAAAGCUUAUAACUACCAUUGGAUAUGUUUACAGAUUUGCGAAUAAAUUGUUAAAUCGAAUUCGAAAAAGAGACUUAUCAGUAUGCAACGAUCGUGAACUGUCGACUCAAGAAUACAAAAGUGCAUUUGAUAUUUUGAUUACAAACAAUCAACGAAAACUUCGAAACAACCAAAACUACUUCAACAAACUUUCGUCCGCCCUGAAGUUGUUUUAUGAUGAGAAAGGAGAUUUACGUGUUAAAGGACGUUUUGGUGAGAAUAAAAAGCUUUCAUAUGACGAAAGGUAUCCGUUGAUUCUUUCGAGUGAUUCACAUUUUACAAAACUUCUGGUUGAAGAUGCCCACGAAAAAACAUUUCAUCAAGGCGUAGAAGCGACACUCAACAUGUUACGAAUGAAGUUUUGGAUUCCAAAAGGUAGACGCACAAUCAAAUCCAUUUUACGACAGUGCAUUGUUUGUCGACGAUACCAAGGCAAACCUAUUAAAUCACCACCGACUCCAGAUCUACCAGAAUACAGGUAUUGCGCUUCGAGAGCUUUUGAACAUGUUGGGUUCGAUCAUGCUGGUCCACUCUACAUUCGUACCGAGAACCGAAACACAACAAAGGUAUACGUAUUAAUACUUACAUGUGCUACUACUAGAGCUGUGCACUUUGAGCUUUCACCCGAUUUAAAGACGCCAGCGUUCAUUAGAGCUUUCAAAAGAUUUCAAUCCAGAAGAGGAACGCCUGCUACGGUUGUGCAUGAUAACUUUAAAACGUUUAAAUCUAACUAUGUAAAAAGAUUUAUGAGACAUGAGUCUAUUGAAACUAACCCGAUUCUCCCCAAGAGUCCUUGGUGGGGAGAAUUUUAUGAAAGGAUCGUCAGAUCAAUGAAAACCGCCUUGCGUAAGACCAUUGGGAAGGCACUAUUGACUUUCGAAGAGCUCGAGACAGUUCUGUGCCAAGUUGAAGCAUCGAUUAACUCAAGACCACUUACAUAUCAGAGUGAGGACGAUCUUGGACAGACUAUCACACCUUUGCAUUUGAUUUACGGCUCGAACAUUGUUGGUGCUGAAUGUGUCCCAAUGAAUGAUACCGACCAGUGCUCGAAACGAUUACUUUAUGUACAACGAGUGCUUGACGAUCAGUGGCGACGAUUUUAUCGAACGUAUUUGAACGAAUUACGGCAACAUCACUUCUACAGAAAGGAUGGCAGAGAAACACCUGAUUUAAAGUUGAACGACGUCGUGGUGGUGAAAGAUGAUAACCAACUGCCAAGAAGUAGAUGGUCAUUGGGUAAAGUUACGGAACUGAUCUAUGGAAAGGACGGAUUUAUUCGUGGUGCGAAGAUUCAGGUUAACACCAAGAAAGGACUUGUUUCUACGAUAACGCGUCCUAUUCAAAAACUGAUUCCACUUGAAAUAGCAAAUGAGACUGAAAACGAAGUUAAAAAAGUUGAAAAAAGUGAACUUGAAAAACCCGCUGAAGACACUCUCAAUGAAGAUGGGCAACAACGAAGGCCGACGAGAAAGGCUGCGGUUGAAGGACAGUUGAUGCGUAAACUCCGCGAAGAGUAUUUAUAG
Messenger RNA from Hydractinia symbiolongicarpus, 3495 nucleotides. RefSeq lists its product as uncharacterized. The coding region runs from base 1 to 3495 and encodes 1164 amino acids. NCBI's taxonomy places the organism in Eukaryota, Metazoa, Cnidaria, Hydrozoa, Anthoathecata, Hydractiniidae. The transcript has a single exon. Gene Ontology annotation, molecular function: nucleic acid binding. Gene Ontology annotation, biological process: DNA integration. The record is from RefSeq and is a predicted model, not a curated record.